GGUCAGAGGGUAAAGGCUAUUCACCCAGGAUUCUCGAUUGUGGAAUACUGAAUACACAGCCAUCUUGGAUCUAGCUACGAGGAGAAGGGAAAUUAAUGCGGUGACAAACGGCAUGUUCAGUGCUACGAGAAAGAAGUUUGUAGAAGGGGUGGAAAGCGACUACCCUGAUGAGAACAUGUACUACAGCCAGCCGUCCAUGUACCCACAUCGGUCGGACAAAGACGUAAGUGCUCUGUCUGCUCGAUCGCACAUCCCUGCUACAGCUCCCUUUGAACUUGAAUCUUUCCCUCUCUCUUUAUGUGGUUUAUCUCUCGUUCUCCUCCAGAUGCUCUCGUCUCCCUCACCGUCGUCAUCAGGUCAACUGUCCCAGCUUGGGGCCAGUUUAUAUGGCCCACAGAGUGCACUAGGCUUCUCAAUAAGGGGCAUGGGCAACAACACGCCUCAGUUAAACCGCAGCUUAACGCAAGGCACUCCGCUACCGAGCCAUAUCACCCCCACCACUGGGGUACCCACCAUGUCCCUCCAUACCCCACCCUCGCCAAGCAGGGGGAUCCUGCCGAUGAACUCGAGGAACCUGCUGAAUCACUCCCAGGUGGGCCAGGGCAUCGGGAUGGGCAGUGGCAGGACCAACAGCAUGGGCAGCCCCAACCGCAGCCCCCCCAGCAUCAUCUGUAUGCCCAAACAGCAGCCUGCACGGCAGCCCUUCACCAUCAACAGCAUGUCGGGAUUUGGGAUGAACCGGAACCAGGCGUUUGGGAUGAACAACUCGUUAUCAAGCAACAUCUUCAAUGGCACAGUCUUUAACCUACCCCUCACAGACGGCAGUGAAAACGUGACGGGGCUAGACCUGUCUGACUUCCCUGCGUUAGCAGACAGGAGUCGGAGGGAAGGAAGCGGAAACCCAACGCCGCUACUUAACCCACUAGCUGGAAGGGCCCCCUAUGAAGCCUCUUCUCUUCAUCUCAUGACCUCAUCAGUUGGCAUGGUGACGAAGCCAUCGAACGAGCCGACGCAGGAUUUCUCCAUCCACAACGAGGACUUCCCUGCACUGCCUGGUCCCAACUACAAGGACCCCACGUUGAGCAACGACGACAGCAAAACUAACCUAAACUCUACAGGCAAGAGCACGUCCAGUGGAGACGGGCCUAAGUUCCCCGGAGACAAGACGAGCUCAGCACAGAACAACAGCCAGAAGAAAGGGAUCCAGGUGUUACCUGACGGGCGGGUGACGAACAUUCCCGGGGGAAUGGUGACGGACCAGUUUGGGAUGAUUGGCUUGCUGACGUUUAUCCGAGCAGCGGAGACGGAUCCGGGCAUGGUGCAUUUGGCACUGGGGAGUGACCUCACAACGCUGGGACUCAACCUCAACUCUCCAGAAAACCUGUACCCCAAGUUUGCUUCCCCCUGGGCAUCGGCACCGUGUCGACCUCAAGACAUUGACUUCCACGUCCCGUCUGAGUACUUAACCAACAUCCACAUAAGGGACAAGCUGGCAGCUAUUAAACUGGCGCGGUACGGUGAAGACCUGCUGUUCUAUCUGUACUACAUGAACGGAGGAGACCUGCUACAGCUCCUGGCAGCGGUAGAGCUGUUUAACCGGGACUGGCGGUACCACAAGGAGGAGCGGGUGUGGAUCACGCGGGCGCCGGGCAUGGAGCCCACACUAAAGACCAACACCUACGAGAGGGGGACCUACUACUUCUUUGAUUGUCUUAACUGGAGGAAGGUAGCCAAGGUAAAGGAGUUCCACCUGGAGUACGAAAAGCUAGAAGAGAGGCCCCACGUCCCGUCUACCUUCAACUACAACCCAGCUCAGCAGGCAUUCUGAGGCCCAGCCCAGUACAGUCCCAGGGGGACCGCUGUCUCUGCAUGCCUUCCUCCCUGCCUGAGGAGGAGGGUGCGCUGCAGCCCAGGCAUCCAUCCUGGUUUUUAUUCCUUGAGGAUCUGGCUAAAAUGACUUCAGAGGAGGCGCUCACCACCGCGUAAGGGUGGGGAAAACUGAGCCCUGCCUUUCCCAAAUGAUGUGCUGCCCAAACACCUCCACUUGUUCUGUUUUUAUUCCUUUAGUUUCCUAAUUUUGGUUUUGUUUUUGAGCAGGGUCUGUGUUUUGUUUACGUCUCUGAAUCAGAAGCCUGUUUGGUCCAAGGUAGGAAAACUGACGAUACCGACACACUUUACAGUGACAGAACAAGAGUUAUGCCUCAUUUCCCCCCCCCAAAGUGUUAAGAACCGAGAAAGGUGGGGAAGGCUAAGCCAACAAGUACCAUCCCACACAUGAGAACGAAAGGGCGGAAGAAAUGCAAUGUUCAUUGUUGCACUAUUUAGUAAUAAAAGAACACAAAGAUUG
Coregonus clupeaformis (lake whitefish) is the source of this 2347-nucleotide messenger RNA. RefSeq names its product CCR4-NOT transcription complex subunit 2. The record is from RefSeq and is a predicted model, not a curated record. Bases 113 to 1828 code for a protein of 571 amino acids. NCBI's taxonomy places the organism in Eukaryota, Metazoa, Chordata, Actinopteri, Salmoniformes, Salmonidae. The transcript has 15 exons. Gene Ontology annotation, biological process: nuclear-transcribed mRNA poly(A) tail shortening; regulation of DNA-templated transcription; regulation of stem cell population maintenance. Gene Ontology annotation, cellular component: P-body; CCR4-NOT core complex.